AUUAAACUAUAUCCUUAAAAGAAUAAUAUAGUUUGCUGAAGUUUAUAAUAUGUUCAGAUAUAAUGAUUUUUAUCAUGUGUUAUCUUCGCGUUGAAUUGCGCCGGCGCGCAUAAUCCGAUCUUGAUGUUAUAUAAUUCCGUAAUCUCGAGGAGCUGAGCAGUCACAAAGCAUUUAUCGUUGCAGCCGGUUCGUAAAAAAAAACAACCAUGAAACCACGUGUAUUAGUCACUAGCAACGAUGCAUCUCCUGCCGGUAUAGAUCUUCUUCGUACAAAAUGUGACGUUACAAUAAUUAAUUCUUCCAAAAGUACGCGAGAAGAAGUGUUGCAAGCUCUUCCUGGUUCCGAUGCGGUGUUUAUCGCAAAGCACCACAUAGUAAAUAAUGAAUUUCUUGAUAUCGCAGGACCGUCGUUAAAGGUCGUUUCUACGAUGUCAGCUGGUUACGAUCAUUUAGAUGUUCCCGAAAUUAAAAGAAGAGGAAUAAAAGUAGGGCAUACGCCUAUGGUUUUAUCGGCUGCAGUUGCAGAAGUUGCGGUACUUCUAUCGUUGAGCGCGGCAAGGCGAGCUCGCGAGGGAAGACUAAAACUUGAACAAGAUGAAGUUAAAAAUCUGACUCUUCAGUCUUUACUUGGCCAGGAUUUACAAGGAUCAACAGUUGGUAUUGUCGGUUUGGGCAGUAUUGGACAGAAUAUUAUUAAACGACUGAAAGGAUUUGACGUGAGUCGUUUCAUUUAUACGGGACAUUCUCGCAAAAAAGCAGGAGACGAACUUGGAGCUCACUUUGUGUCUUUUGAUGAACUUGUUGCACAAAGUGACUUUGUAAUCAUUGCUGUUCCGCUAACUAACGAAACAAUCGGAUUGUUUAAUGAUGAUACUUUUGGGAAAAUGAAAAAGAACGCGGUAUUGGUGAAUGUCAGUCGUGGCAAAGUUGUAAAUACAGAUGCGUUAAUCAAAGCGUUGCGGAAUAAAUCAAUUUUCGCGGCGGGUCUUGACGUUACGGAUCCAGAACCAUUGCCGCCUGAUCACGCACUUUUGAAACUUCCAAAUGCUGUAAUCUUACCUCAUGUGGGCAGUGCUACUGUGAAGACUCGAAGUGAUAUGUCAAUUACUGCAGCACAAAACAUUCUCAAUGGAUUAGAGGGUAAGCCAUUGGUGUAUGCACUGUAAUUACUGGUUUAUGGAAAU
This is a messenger RNA of Colletes gigas, 1184 nucleotides long. RefSeq names its product glyoxylate reductase/hydroxypyruvate reductase-like. Gene Ontology annotation, cellular component: cytosol. Bases 207 to 1166 code for a protein of 319 amino acids. Gene Ontology annotation, molecular function: hydroxypyruvate reductase [NAD(P)H] activity; NAD binding; glyoxylate reductase (NADPH) activity. The transcript is spliced from 7 exons. NCBI's taxonomy places the organism in Eukaryota, Metazoa, Arthropoda, Insecta, Hymenoptera, Colletidae. The record is from RefSeq and is a predicted model, not a curated record.